UUUUCAUUUUUCCUCAAAACACUGGCUUGAAGAAAAAGAAAAGCCCCUCCUUAACCCUCGCAAGAGUUCAUCGUCACAAACGAACACACUCACCAACAGAGAGAUAGUUUUCCGAUUGAAAAUAUAUUUGAUCGAUAAAGAUGUUUAGAAACCAGUACGACACCGACGUCACAACAUGGUCGCCGGCAGGGCGGUUGUUUCAGGUCGAGUACGCCAUGGAGGCUGUAAAGCAAGGAUCCGCGGCCAUUGGUCUCCGAUCCAAGACGCAUGUUGUUCUCGCCUGCGUCAAUAAAACUAAUUCGGAACUUUCAUCGCAUCAGAAGAAGAUCUUCAAGGUCGACGACCAUAUCGGCGUCGCCAUCGCUGGUCUCACCGCUGACGGCCGUGUUCUGUCCCGUUACAUGAGAUCCGAGUGUAUCAAUUACGGUUAUACCUACGAGUCUCCUCUUCCUGUUGGCCGUUUAGUUGUUCAGCUCGCCGACAAAGCUCAGGUGUGCACUCAAAGGUCAUGGAAACGCCCUUACGGUGUUGGUCUACUGGUGGCGGGGUUAGAUGAAUCCGGGGCCCACCUCUACUACAACUGCCCUAGCGGCAAUUACUUUGAAUACCAAGCUUUUGCCAUUGGGUCCCGCUCACAAGCUGCAAAGACUUACUUGGAACGCAAGUUUGAAAAGUUCACGGGGUCCACACGUGAUGACCUCAUCAAGGAUGCACUUUUUGCCAUUAGAGAGACUUUGCAAGGUGAAAAACUCACCAGCAGUGUGUGCACAGUGGCGGUGGUUGGUGUAGGAGAAGCUUUCAGUAUUUUGGAUCAGGCGACUGUACAGGGGUUGAUUAAUGAGUUUGAGAUUUCCGGUGAAGAGGCUGGUGGUGCUGCUGCGGAGGAGGCUGGUGGUGCUGCUGCUGACCAGGGAGGAGCUGCGGUGGAGCAAGAGGCUGCUCCUAUGGAUAUUUGAUUUGAGAAGUGGAGGUGUUUCUUUGUUUUAGAAUAUGUGAUAAAUUGAGAUGAUUACUUGUUGGAAUC
Molecule: messenger RNA, 1024 nt
Organism: Lactuca virosa
Lineage: Eukaryota; Viridiplantae; Streptophyta; Magnoliopsida; Asterales; Asteraceae
Source: the annotation of a GenBank genome assembly